This is a messenger RNA of Gymnodraco acuticeps, 2948 nucleotides long. RefSeq names its product chromatin assembly factor 1, subunit B (gene chaf1b). The record is from RefSeq and is a predicted model, not a curated record. Gene Ontology annotation, molecular function: protein binding. NCBI's taxonomy places the organism in Eukaryota, Metazoa, Chordata, Actinopteri, Perciformes, Bathydraconidae. The transcript is spliced from 15 exons. Gene Ontology annotation, biological process: DNA replication-dependent chromatin assembly; nucleosome assembly. The coding region runs from base 292 to 2487 and encodes 731 amino acids. Gene Ontology annotation, cellular component: nucleus; CAF-1 complex.
GUCAAGACCCCCUCAAAAGUUACGGUUUAUUUAAUUUUAAGGAUGAGCACCAAGCAACAUCUCCAGGUGCUCCUUUGAGAACCAGGGCAACAAAGUUAUGUGCACCCCUGUAUACAUGACAUCAUUACAUUUGGAUUUUCGGAUAUGAUAUUUGCAUAAAAUAAUGAUUGUUAUAUAUUAUAUAAAGAUAUAACAUAAGUUAUAUUAACGUAUAAGUUAAUAAGUAAUAAUAAUAGAACAUUCUUUGAAACUAAAAAAGGUAAACACCGGUCUAAACUGACUGAAACGGUAAUGCAGCCAGACAGUCCCCGCCUCUUCCGCGUUUUCGUCCAAUCACUGCAGCUCCCUCGGCCGGAAGUUUUGAACGGAUCGUACGCGGGAAAUUACUUUUCGCUUCAGCUGGACAACAGAGGAGGUCAGUCAUUCAUAUACAAAAUGAAGGUGGUUACGUGUGAGAUUGCAUGGCACAACAAGGAGCCAGUCUACAGUCUGGACUUCCAGCACAGCCCGGAUGGUCGCAUUUGUCGGCUGGCCACAGCUGGAGUGGACACCACAGUUAGACUGUGGCGGGUGGACAUGGGCCCUGACGGGAAGGCAGUGGUGGACUUUCUGUCUAAUCUCACCAGACAUACCAAGGCUGUGAACGUUGUGCGCUUCAGCCCCAAUGGAGAGCUGCUGGCCUCAGGAGGAGAUGAUGCAGCGAUUCUGCUGUGGAAGCUCAAUGACUCUAAAGAGCCAGAGCCGAUGCCCAUGUUCCAGGAGGAUGAAGAUGCUCUGCUCAACAAAGAGAGCUGGACUGUGGUCAAGACUUUAAGGGGUCACAUAGAGGAUGUGUAUGACAUCUGCUGGACACGGGACGCAAGCUCCAUGAUCUCCGGGUCUGUUGACAACACGGCUAUUAUGUGGGACAUCAACAAAGGAACGAAGCUGUCCAUCUUGAAUGACCAUAAGAGUUACGUACAGGGGGUGACCUGGGAUCCUCUGGGGCAAUAUGUAGCCACUCUCAGCUGUGACAGAGUGAUGCGUGUGUACAGCACUCACACCAAGAAGAAAGCCUUCUGCAUCAGUAAGAUGAGCUCUGGGCCUCUCGCAGAGGGAGAGGUGAAGCAGCACAGAAUGUUCCAUGACGACAGCAUGAGGUCGUUUUUUCGUCGUCUUUCUUUCACACCAGAUGGAUCUUUCUUGCUCGCCCCAGCUGGGUGCGUGGAGAUUGGAGAAAACAUCAUAAAUACCACCUACAUCUUUUCCAGGAAGAGUCUCAAGAGGCCUAUCGCACACUUGCCAUGUCCGUCUAAAGCUACACUGGCUGUGCGAUGCUGCCCCGUCUACUUUGAACUGAGGACCAAGACGCUAGAAGAUGGUACAGUUCAGACUCUUCCCAACGUCUUCCAGUUGCCGUACCGCAUGGUGUUCGCUGUGGCGUCUGAGGACUCCAUCUACCUGUAUGACACGCAGCAGACCCUUCCCUUCGGCCUGGUGUCAAACAUCCACUACCACACACUCAGCGACCUCACGUGGUCCCGGGACGGCUCCUUCCUGGCGGUGUCCUCCACAGACGGCUACUGCUCCUUCCUCUCCUUCUCUCCUGGGGAGCUGGGCACUGCGCUGAAGGAGCCCCCCACCCUGGAGGUCUUUACACCAAGCACUGCCACUGAGAAAAAGGGCAAGAAGUCGGCAGCUGCUAGAAACUCGUCUCCCCUGACCCAGCCACAAAGCUCAGCCCAGACCCCCACAUCCCAAACCAUCAUCAGCAAACUCACCCCUGUCACCCCCGUCACCCCCCCAGAGGAGAAGAAGAGCACCCCGAGUGCCAAGUCCAAACCUCUGCCCCGAAGAAUCACCCUGAACACCCUGCAGGGCUGGGGGAAGCCCUCCUCCCCUAAAACCACAGCUCCCCCAUCCCCUCAGACCCCAACGUCUGAGAGCCCCAGCGCACCCUCCACUCCCCAGGCUCGCAUCGCCCCUCUCACCCCGACCCAGUCCUCCUCAACACAGCCACGUCUCACCCCUCUCACCCCGACCCAGUCCUCCUCAACACAGCCACGUCUCACCCCGACCCAGUCCUCCUCAACACAGCCACGUCUCACCCCUCUCACCCCGACCCAGUCCUCCUCAACACAGCCACGUCUCACCCCGACCCAGUCCUCCUCAACACAGCCACCUCUCACCCCUACCAAUUCGUCCACAACACAGCCCCGCAUCGGCACCCUCACUCCCUCCACCCCUAAGGCCAGUGGUAAUAACGCUGGGCAAAUGACUCCUAAAGGUACCACCACCCCAAAGGGGCCCACCCCAAGGAGGGUAUCUUUGACUACAGUUGCAUCCCGAUCUCCAGCUGUUAGUUCACUCUUCCGCACUCCCUCCUCCACUGAGAAGGCCAAACACGAACGCCCUUCUCCUCCCAACGAUCCGGUGUGCCAGCCUCCAGAGCCAAAACGGUCCAAGACCAGUGAGCCGGCAGCGAAGAGCAGUGCCACCCAGACUUAAUGUGUGAUACAGGGAUUUCAGAAAAGAUUAAAAACUGCAGAGGGAGACGCUUCAGUGUAAAAACAAUGAUGUUCCCCAUGGAUGAAGCACCACCGUGUGUGGGUUGCUUGUACUUCCUUAAAAAGCUUUAUCCUCACAUAAUGUACUUGGUUAUAAAACAAACUGUCUUUUGUAUUAAUACUUAUUUUUAUUGUGUAUUUUUGUAUCAUACAUUAACAAUGUUGUAUUGGAUUAUUUUGACAUUUAGAUGCUUAAGUGAAAAGUUCUGUUUUACUUAUUUUAAAUAAUGUGAUUGUUAAACUGCUGAAAACCUGAAGAAGAAAGAACCACUUCAAGGAUUAGUGCCUUGUGAAAAACGAUGAAAAAGUCUUAUUUAGCUGAAGACUGCGGGCCAGCAGCUGAAGUGAAGAGCUCAAAUUGUUAAGUCUUUUCUCAUUGUCUAAUAAAGAGCGUUUCAUAAA